AUGAGCUGCAGACUCCAUCCCAGCGGGGACCCCGGGAUAGAGGGACCUCGGAGCAGCCUCUUCCAGCCUCCUGCUGACAGCGCACCCCAGCUGUGACCCAGGUCACCCCACCUCUCAGCGCCAUGGCUCCCCCACCCGGGGACCCAGGGCCCCCCCUGGGGAGCCAGCGACCUUUCCUGAGCACCAAUGUCCUGCCUGUGGUGGAGCGCUGCAUGAGCGCCAUGCAGGCCGGCACCCAGAUGGUGAAGCUCCGGGGCGGCGCCAAGGGGCUCGUGCGCUUCUACUUCCUGGACGAGCAGGGUCCCGGGUGGGAUCGGCAACGGGCGCCAGCCCCUGGGUCACAGCCCUGGGCAUUGAGCUCGGCCCCUGGUGGGCGGAUGACGGGGGUGACGCUCGAAAGCAGCCAGGACAUCAUCGAGCAGUUCGAGCCCUGCCCCGAGAACAAGAGCAAGGGGGUGCUGGGCAUCGACGGCUUCACCAACUACAUGCGCAGCCCGGCCGGCGACAUCUUCGCCCCCGAGCACCGCCGCGUGCACCAGGACAUGACGCGGCCGCUGAGCCACUACUUCAUCGCCUCCUCCCACAACACCUACCUCGCGGGCGACCAGCUCAUGUCCCAGUCGCGGGCGGACAUGUACGCCUGGGUGCUGCAGGCCGGCUGCCGCUGCGUGGAGGUGGACUGCUGGGACGGGCCCGACGGGGAGCCCAUCGUGCACCACGGCUACACCCUGACCUCCAAGAUCCUCUUCAAAGACGUCAUUGAGACCAUCAAUAGAUAUGCCUUCGCCAAGAAUGAGUACCCGGUGAUCCUGUCCAUCGAGAACCACUGCAGUGUGGCCCAGCAGAAGAAGAUGGCCCAGUACCUGACCGACAUCCUCGGGGACAAGCUGGACUUGUCGUCCGUGAGCAGCGAAGACGCCUCCCUGCUGCCCUCACCACAGGCGCUCAAGGGCAAGGUCCUGGUGAAGGCCGCCCCCAACCGGAAGCGGGCGGAGCACAUGGCCAAGCGGAAGCUGGACUCCCUGAUCAAGGAGUCGCGGAUCCGGGACCGCGAGGACCUGAACGACUUCGCGGUCUCCGCGCUGCCGCUGCCGGCGAGGCCCGGGCACAGGGCCGCGCGCAAGAAGGCUGAGGAGGACGUGGAGGCCGGGGAGGACGCUGGGGCCAGCAGACGGAACAGCCGGCUGCUCGUGCACAGCCUCUCCAAGCGCAAGGUGGGGGGUGCGGCCGUGGCGCCCGCAGUGGCGUCCAGCUGGCAGGUGUCGUCUUUCAGCGAGACGAGGGCGCAGCAGGUCCUGCAGCAGAAGCCGGAGCAGUACCUGCGCUUCAACCAGCGCCAGCUGUCCCGCAUCUACCCCUCCUCCUACCGCGUGGACUCCAGCAACUACAACCCGCAGCCCUUCUGGAACGCCGGCUGCCAGAUGGGUGGGUGCGCAGAGCCACCCGGGAGGGGAGCUCCCCUCAGCAAGCAGCCCAGGCCAGGAGGAAGCUGUGGGCCCAGGUGGCCUCCGGGCUGGAACUGGGGCCGAGGUGACACCUCCUCCUGGUGGCCUCCAGGGUUCAACCCCAUGUGGGAGGAGACCCUGGUGUUCGUGGUGCACAUGCCCGACAUCGCCCUGGUGCGCUUCCUCGUCUGGGACCACGACCCCAUCGGGCGCGACUUCAUCGGCCAGAGGACGCUGGCCUUCAGCAGCAUGAUGCCAGGCUAUCGGCACGUGUACCUGGAGGGCAUGGAGGAGGCCUCCAUCUUUGUCCACGUGGCCAUCAGUGACGUCAGUGGUAAGGUGAGUCCCACCGCAGGGCCGCCCGUGCACCCCAGCAGGGACCGGCCCUGAGGUCGAGGGGUGACCUGCGGGGCCGUUCCUCCACCUGUGACAGGGGAUGAGGGCACCUGAGCUCCAGGCCCCGGCGGCCACGGGCACCAGGAGGGGGACGUCCUGGCCCUCCGAGGGCCCCGCCACCCUCCCUCUGUCUCCUGAGCCCCCACUCCUCGGGGUUCCGGCUCUUCACCCCCCAGAGGGCGUGGCCUCGUUCCGCCCCCUCCCCCAGCUCACUCCCCUGCCGGCCGGCCUGGGUUCACUUUCCCAGUCAUCAGGGCCCAGGGGGCCCAGGUCCUGUGUCAGGGCCCGGCAGCCCCGCACUAACCAUCUCUCUCCCCCCACGCU
Myotis davidii is the source of this 2165-nucleotide messenger RNA. It is a transcript of the gene PLCH2, whose product is annotated as phospholipase C eta 2. Bases 123 to 1835 code for a protein of 570 amino acids. NCBI's taxonomy places the organism in Eukaryota, Metazoa, Chordata, Mammalia, Chiroptera, Vespertilionidae. Gene Ontology annotation, biological process: phosphatidylinositol-mediated signaling; lipid metabolic process. Gene Ontology annotation, molecular function: phosphatidylinositol-4,5-bisphosphate phospholipase C activity. The record is from RefSeq and is a predicted model, not a curated record. The transcript has 11 exons.